Carcharodon carcharias (great white shark) is the source of this 10468-nucleotide messenger RNA. It is a transcript of the gene ubr1, whose product is annotated as ubiquitin protein ligase E3 component n-recognin 1. Bases 60 to 5324 code for a protein of 1754 amino acids. Gene Ontology annotation, biological process: ubiquitin-dependent protein catabolic process via the N-end rule pathway; protein ubiquitination. The record is from RefSeq and is a predicted model, not a curated record. Lineage: Eukaryota; Metazoa; Chordata; Chondrichthyes; Lamniformes; Lamnidae. The transcript is spliced from 47 exons. Gene Ontology annotation, molecular function: ubiquitin protein ligase activity; zinc ion binding. Gene Ontology annotation, cellular component: ubiquitin ligase complex; cytoplasm.
CGGAAAGUGUAGCCGGACGAUGCCGGCCCUGGCGGACUCGCUUUACAACAGUGGCGAAAAUGGCGGAUGAACGGGUGAUAGAGCGGAGUGUUGGCGGAGAGCUGGGGACAAGGGGCGUCCCGGAGCCCGAGCAGGUGGUUAGGAAUUGGCAGGAAGGAGUUGAUUUGUGUUUGGGGAUAUAUCAACACCUGAAGGACUAUGUACCUCCGGUGCAUUGCUCGGGAUCAGAAGUCAAGCCACCUGAGGAUGAGCAGGCCUAUCAAACAUUACUUCAAACCUUGGAGUGGUUUCUGUUCGGAGAAACCCCAGCAGAUGGCUUUGCAAAACUGGAACAAAACAAUAGUUCUUCACAGCUCUGUGGUCGAGUUUUCAAAGGGGGAGAAACAACGUAUUCCUGUCGAGACUGUGCAAUAGAUCCCACUUGUGUGCUAUGCAUGGACUGUUUCCAAAAUAGUGUUCACCGAAAUCAUCGGUACAAGAUGAAUUCUUCCUAUGGAGGAGGAUUUUGUGACUGUGGGGAUGUUGAAGCCUGGAAGACUGGACCUGCUUGUAAAAAGCAUGAACAUGGUGCCUCAGAGGACGCUGUGAAUCCUGCGAACCAAUUACCUGUGGGUUUGGCUGAACGAGCCCAGCAGCUGUUCACUAUUAUCUUCAGGUAUAUCGUGGAUAUGUUAAUUUGGUCAGAAGACAAAGAGCUGCCUUUGGGACUACAACCGAGGGAGAAGACAGACUCAUAUUUCUGUGUGCUGUUUAAUGAUGAGCAGCAUUCGUUUGAUCAUGUCAUUGAUUCACUCCAGAGGUCAUUAGGUUGCUCACAGAGAGAAGCGCAGAAUUACACCACCUUGAUAGAUAAAGAGGGUCGUAGAGCAGUAAAGCAUGGAUCACUACACUCCUGUCAAGAAACAAAGUUAGAGGUUUUUAACAUUACAAACAAUGUAUUCCAGUCACCUCUACGCGUUGAAAUUCUUCACUCGUCUGUUGUAUCCCAUCAGACAUUCGCUUUACGUCUUGUCUCAUGGCUCAACCAAGUUAUCAGUUACUCAGCUAGCUUACGUCAGAUUUUCUGUGAGGUGGUGCUUAACCAAGAAUCAGACUCUGAUCAGCCUUGCUUGAUCAGCAAAUUAAUGUUGGCUGAUGCCAAACUCUGGAAAGGAGCACGCAAAGUCUUCCAUGAACUAAUAGUGUGCAGUUUGCUGAUGGAAACCGAAUACAAGAGGCUCUUUGCUAUUGAAUUUGUCACUCAUUACAAGCAACUGCAGCUUGAGUUUGUGGAGGACGAUCAUGAUCGCAACGUUUCUGUGACUGCACAGUCUGUUCAAAUAUUCACCGUUCCAACACUGGCUCGUCAUCUGAUUGAAGAACACGAUGCUCUCAAAAUCAUUAUCGAAACCAUAAUCGAGCUGUUGUCUGAACACAUGGAUAACGGCAAGCUUCAUUUUCAGAGUUACUCCCAGGAUAAAUUGUUCAGGAAACAAAUGGUCUUGUAUGACCUUAAAUAUGUUUUGAUCAGCAAACCACCUCUGUGGACAGAUAGACAGAGAGAACAUUUCCUCGAAGGUUUUAAAGCUUUUCUGAGGCUUUUAAAAUCUAUGCAGAACAUGGAGCCAGUGAACCGGCAGAUUGGGCAACAUCUUGAGAUUGAGCCUGAAUGGGAGCCAGCGUUCACUAUUCAGAUGCUCCUAAAAUGUGUCCUGUCCAUGGUUCAGGAAUGGUGUGCAUCUGAUGAACAAGUCCUUCUUCGAGCCUACAAGGAGUGCCAUCGUGUUUUGUCCCAGUGUUCUAACGAGUGCAAUCAGCGCAAUGCAAGGAAGCAACUCAACACUCUGACCAUGUGUGGUCAUUCCAUCAGCUUGAAACGCUACUUGGUAUCUCGAGAGCCUGUCAGUAUCCACCUUCCCCUAUCCAGGCUCCUUGCAGGUUUACAUGUGCAUCUAAACAAGAGUGGAGCAAUUGACAAGUUAGAAGAGUUUGUGCCUCCAUCAGAGUUUCAAGUAGAAAAAUUGAUGGACUACCCAUUGCGCUGCUUAGUGCUUGUGUCUCAGGUCUCGGCUGAUAUGUGGAGAAGAAAUGGAUUUUCCUUAGUAAAUCAGGUGUUUUGUUAUCGAAAUGUGAAAUGGAGGGAAGAGAUGUUUGACAAAGACAUAAUUAUGUUACAGAUUGCUGCUUCAAUCAUGGAUCCAAAUCGAUUCCUAAUGUUUGUAUUGAACAGAUUUGAACUGUUUGAAGUUUUUUCUAAGUCCCCAGUUCCAAGAAAUAAGGAUGUAAUUCAGCAGACCAAUGUUCUAAUAGAGGAAUUGCUGCACCUUAUUAUUAUGGUGGUUGGGGAAAGGUAUGUUCCUGGAGUGGGCCAUGUGAAUAAAGAUGAUGUAACUUUGAGGGAGGUGAUCCAUUUACUUUGCAUUGAACCGAUGCCUCAUAGUGAACUGGCAAAAUCAUUACCUGAGAAUGAGAACAAUGAAACUGGUUUGGAAAAUGUUAUACAUCAGGUGGCCACUUUCAAAAAGCCAGGGUUGUCUGGGCAUGGUGUAUAUGAGCUGAAACCAGAAUAUCUGAAGCACUUCAAUUUGUUCUUCUACCAUUACUACAAGUCACAGCAGACAAAGGCUGAAGAUGAGCAGAAGAAGAGGAAAAAACAAGCCAACAGCAAUGAAGCUCUUCCACCUCCUCUCCCUCCUCAAUUUUUUUCCACAUUUGUGAAGGUCACAAACAUUUUGAACUGUGACAUUUUAAUGCUAAUCCUGAGAACAGUUCUCCAGCGGGCUGUGGAUUCUACAGGACGAUUGUGGAGUGAAGCAAUGGUGCAGAAGACUCUUCAUCUGAUCUGCAUGGCUUUACAAGAAGAACAGAGCCAGCUAGAGGGAGGAGUUGCAGAGGAAGAUGUGACCUUUGAUGUUUAUCUUAAGGCAACAAGGGUAGGAAGCUCUGCAGUGAAUGCCGAGAGCAUCUUGUCACUUCUAGAGAAACUAAGACAUGUACAUCAGUUAGAUGCCCAGAAGGACAUGAUUAACUGGACUCUACAGAUGUUUGAUACUGUGAAAAAGCUGAGGGAGAAAUCGAGUCCGUGUUCAGCAACAGAAGCAGGCAGUCAAAAGGCAAAUGAGACCAUACAGGAUAAAGAUAAGGCUGAACGUAAACGGAAAGCAGAGGCAGCCAAACUAUACCGGCAGAAGAUUAUGGCACAGAUGUCUGCAAUGCAGAAAAAUUUCAUUGAAUCAAACAAGCACCUCUAUGAGAAGGCGACAGAAGCACCAAGACUAGGGACGAUCAGGACUGAGGAAGAUAGUGUUCCGAUGACUGAGGAUUCUGGUGUAGCUUUGGGACCAAUGCAAGGUGCAACUGCAGCUGAGAAAAUAACACUAAUAUGCAUCUUAUGUCAGGAAGAGCAGGAAGUGAAAACAGAUGAAAUGGCCAUGGUACUAGCAGCUUGUGUUCAGAGGUCCACAGCGCUGUCAAAAAAUACAUCUCGAACCAUAACGAAUCUAGGAGACAACCAUGACCCUAUAAUUAUGCACCCUGACCUUGGCUGCGGCACUCAUGUAGGAAGCUGUGGUCAUGUUAUGCAUGCCACCUGCUGGCAGAAAUAUUUUGAAGCCGUGCAGAAUUCAACACGCAACAGGCUGCAUGCGGAACUGUCAUUUGACCUGGAAAAUGGGGAAUUCCUCUGCCCUCUUUGCAAAGCUCUGUGUAACACUGUCAUGCCAGUUAUUCCACUGCAGGCUCACAAUCUAGACAGCAAAGAUACAGAAACUAUAGCACAGAUCCUGACUUUAUCUCGCUGGUUGCAAAAUGUGUCAGCGCGGAUAACUGGAUUAAAUAUUUCAGACACAAAAGGAAAAGAAAGCAACCUAAUACAAGCAAGUCCCGUCUCAUGGAAGAAUCCUGUAGAAUUUAGAUCCAUCCUCAGCUUUGGAGUACAGUCACCGAUUGCAUAUUCAAAAAGCAUUGUUGAAAUGCUGCAGUUGUUCGCUACAGCUGUGUACCGAGUAGGGUUGAAGGUUGCCCCUAAUGAAGCUGAUGCUAGAGUACCAGUGAUGGCAUGGAGUGCUUGUGCUUUUACCAUUCAGUCCAUAGAGAAUAUGCUUAAAGAUGAGGACAAAGUUUUGUUCGGAUCAUUGCCAGACAGACAGGGUAUUAGCCUGAAAGCAAUUCUGCAGUUUGCUGCUUCUCAGAGAGUGGUGGCAUCACCCAGAGUUAUUCAGAAACACCUGACCCGCUUAAUGUCAGUUUUUGUGCCCCACAUGGAUGUUGAAGACUCUUGGUCAAUUCUGGAUAUUGACUUCUUCCACCUCUUGGUAAGCCUAGUCCUAGCAUUUCCUUCAUUGUACUGGGAAGAGACUGUGGAACUACAACCCUCAGACAUCAGCUGUGCGUUCAACAACCUCUACCUCUUCCACCUGAUUACCAUGGCGCACAUUGUACAGAUACUUUUUACCUCAACAACAGACUGCCCUAUGGAGCAGGAUGGAGAGGAAAGUGAGGAGACCCAAUCAGCAACAGAGCUGUAUGUAAUUCUUCGGGAAUACACAAGCAGAUCUUUAGAAUGUAAGCCCCAUGGCUGGUACCUGUGGAAUUGUGUGAAGUGUGGCAUCACUCCAUUCCUUCGUUGUUCUGCCUUGUUCUUCAACUACUUGCUAGGAGUGCCCCCUCCCGAGGAGCUCUCAAAAGAUUCCUCAGAAGGGCAGUUUGAAGCCUUAUGUUAUUACCUGGCAUUGCCUACAAACCUUUUCAAGCUUUUCCAAGAGCACAAGGAUACAGUGUCCCUUUUGCUGCAAAGGUGGUGUUCUGAUUCUUCAGUGCAAAGCUUUCUUAAGGGAAAGCGAACAACAGUCCGGUAUCCAAGGGAAAGAAAUCAAUUAAUGGAACUUCCAGAAGACUACAGUUGUAUACUGAAUCAGAGUUGCCAGUAUAAGUGCUCCAGAUCUUCUGAUGAUGAGACGAAGAAUCUAGCCCUCUGCAUGUUCUGCGGAGCCAUGCUGUGUUCGCAGAGUCAAUGCUGCCGGGAAGAAGUAAAUGGAGAAGAGUUUGGAGCUUGUGCAGCUCACGCUAUAAACUGUGGGUCCGGAUUGGGAAUGUUCCUCAGGAUACGGGAGUGUCAGGUGCUGCUGCUGGCAGGAAAGAAUAGAGGAUGUUUCAUACCAGCUCCAUACCUGGAUGAUUAUGGGGAGACUGACCAGUUGCUCAAGAGAGGUAACCCAUUGCAUCUGUGCAUGGAGCGAUACAAGAAACUCGAGCAACUGUGGCAGCAGCACCGCAUUCUAGAAGAGAUCACGAGAAACCAGGAUGCGAAUCAAAUCAUCUUUGGCUUUGAGUGGCAGCAGUUCUGAAUUCCUGACUCACCAUGCUUGAGAGUAGCAGCGCCACUGUAACUUGCUGUUAGAGUAAUGUCAAUGGCUAGUCUCUGAGUUGAUUAAGUUGACAUGAACUGCUAUUAAUCUGCUGUGUCUAUAAUCUAGAUACAGUGCGUCCAGAUCCUGUCCACAAGGAAGCCUACAUUUGUUGUAGUUUCUGACUUUUUGUACGCCCUAUUUGAUGAGGAUAAGAAUCUACUACCGCACUGUGGUCUUAUGUAGGGGAGGGUGAAGGAAUUAGAAAUUUGAAAAUGUUAACUUAAUUUAUGGAAGCAUUUCAACCCCCCUCUUUGUGGAAGCCAUUUUCUGCCUUGCAUAAUUCACUACUAGGGAAGGCACAUCAGUCCACUGAUGAUAUUUAACUGUUGUGGCUGUGCCAGUGUUAACAUUUGAAGUAGUGAGAAGCAGGAACUACCAGUUUUCGCUAUAGCUGUGAUCAGUAUCUUUCUUCUAUAUGAUGCUCCAUCCUGUUUAAAUUUAAUAAGAGUAAAAUAAAAUUACAAUAUACAGCUGUUUUCAGGUUGUAUCUGAUACCUGGGUAAACAUGUUUUUGAUCACGCAAGGAAUUGAGAUUCACAUUGAUAUCCUUACAAAAUUCUGCUUCAAUUGUACCAUUUUGGUCAAUUCAGUUAAUAUUAGUCAGAAGUCAACAGCACUUUGCAGUUAUUGCUAUAUUUGACUUUGUUAAAGUUCUUUCUGCGAGUCAAAUUUUGUUUUAUAAUGCAGAAAAAAUUAUUUUCCCCUUUCAAUGUCUUCCUGCAGAGCACUAUGCAAGUUCUAUCAAUGCAACCUUGUUUCAGUCAGUUCAAUUUCAAAAUUAGUGCUGGCAGUGAUAGAACAAUUAAGGGGCUGAAGGAGCUUGAUGAAACAAUGGAGUUUAUUAUCCUUUGUUAAAAUACAGCAAGUUCAAAACACUAUAACCUCUGAGAGAGGAUGCUGAUAUAUUGAAUUGGCAAGUGUUUAAAAUUCUGCCCAGUUGCCAAAGGAUCACAGUGUAUUUGGUGAGCAGUUACAACAAAAGUUGUAGUAUGAUGUUUCAUAUAAGCUGUACUGUGAAUUGCAUUUGAUUGUGAUGCCCAUUAGCAUGGUAAAAGCAAUGCUGUUGGAUCAAGGGGAACACUUGGCCAUGCCAUCGUACUUCAAGAGGCUUAGUCCACUGAUUCUGCAUCUGUUUCGUCUCCAUUUUGAGCAGGAUUUGUGAUACCACUUCUGGCAAUAGUUCUAUCAAGUUUCAACAGAUAUUUUAUAAAGUUAAUUACAAAUGAAGAAUAUAUCGAAUGCUGUGUGUUUUCCCUUUUUUAGGGAGUGGGACUAUAUAUUAAAUAACAUUACUAGAUAAUAGCUCUAUGCCUGCAUUUUUUGUGUAUAUGUUCAGUUUUAAAUUGCGUCAUUGAGUUACUGGCAGCUCAUCACUGCUAAUGUUUGAUGUUUCACAACAGUUAGAAUGCUGCCCUGAGUUAGGCUUCUCUAUUGCACUUUAGAUUUUAAGGGACUAAAAGCCAGCAAUCCCAGGACCUGAUGACCUACAACCGAGGCCUUUAAAAGAGGUAGCUGCAGAGUUAGUGGAUGCACUAGUUGUGAUUCCAGAAUACCUGAGUUCCUCGAAUGGUUCCAGCAGUUGGAAGUUAACAAAUGUAACGCCGCUGUUCAAGAAAGGAAGGAGAGAAAAAGCUGGGAACUACAGGCCAGUUAGCCAGACAUCAGUUGUCAGGAAAAUAAUGGAAUCUAAGCUUAUUAAUAAUAAUCACUUAGAAAAUCAUAGUAUGACGAGACAGAAUCAGCAUGGUUUUACAAAAGGAAAAUCAUGUUUGACAAAUUUGUUAAAGUUUUUGAGGUGGUAGCUAAGUGGGGUAGAUGAAGAGGAACCAUAGAUGUAAUAUUUUUGGACGUCCAAAAGAUGUUCAAUAAGAUGCCACACAAAAGGUCAAUUUGCAAGAUAAGGGCUGAUGGAGUUAGGAAUAGUAUAUAAGAACAGAUAUAGGAUUGGUUAAUUGACAGGAAGCAGAGAGCAGGGAUAAAUGAGGCAUUUUCAAAUUUGCAGACUAACUAGUGGAGUGUCAUAAGGAUCAUUGCUGGGCCCUCAGCGAUUUACAAUCUAUAUUAAUGACUUAGACAAAGAGACCAAGAGUCAUGUAUCCAAAUUUGCUGAUGAUGAUAUAAAGCUAGGUGGGAAUGUAAGCAAUGAGGAGGACACAGAUGCUGCAAAGAGAAAGCCAGGUUAAGUGACUGGACAAUAAGUGGCUGAUGGAGAACAAUGUGGAGAAGUGUGAGGUUAUUCACUUUGCUAAGAAGAAUAGAAAAGCAGAAUACUUUUUAAAGGCAGUGAAACUUUUAAAUUUUGACAUUUGGAGAGAUCUGGAUGCAGUAGUACAAGGAGCACAAAGUUAGCAUAUAGGUACAGCAAGCAAUUAGGAAAGCAAAUGGCAUUUAAAUGGCAAAACGGCCUUUAUUGCAAAGGGAUUGGAGUACACAAAUAAGGAAGCCUUGAUGCAAUUGUAUAGGGCUUUGGUGAGACCACACCUGGUGGUGUAGGUGCAGCUUUAGUCUCCAUAUCUAAAGAAGGAUAAACUUGCCUUAGAGAAGCAGAACAGUGAAGGUUCAAGAGGUUAAUUUCUGCGAUGAGAGGCUGAAUAAAUUAGGCCUAUACUGUCUGGAGUUUAGAAGAAUGAAGGGCAAUUUCAUUUGAAACAUACAAGAUUCUGAAGGGGCUUGACAAAGUAGACACAGAGGUUGUUUCCCCCGGCAGGGGAACCUAGAACAUGGGGGCACAUCCUUGGGAUAAGAGGUCAAUCAUUUAGGACUGAGAUAAAGACAAAUUUCCUUACUCAGAACUUUGAGGGUUGCGUUUGCUCCAUCAAUGAAUAUAUUUGAGGCUGAGAUAACCUUGGUCUCUCAGGGAAUCAAGGGAUAUGUAGAAUGGUAGGAAAGUGGAGUUGAGGUAGAUCAUGUAAGCCACAUUCAUAUUGAAUAGCAGAGCAGGCUCAAGGGGUCAAGUGGUGUACUCCUGCAGAUAUCCUGAGCACUAUGCUGCAAUGUGAGGGAAGUCAGUCAGAUGGGUCUAUUCCCAGGCAUGUAUCUGCUAACAGUUGUAUGGAGUUGCACAGAAGCAACCUGGAUCAAAAGCUCCAAGAGUUAAAUAUUUCUCUCCCCUUUUUCCUUGCUUACUGCCUGUUCACGGAGACUCUGGCCAAAAUUUGGAAAUAUCUGAGGAUUGUGUUAUCAGUAGUAAGAAUAUAGCAAGCUGUAGUUUACAACUGUUGAGGUUUUCAGUCACUGAUCAUUGCCCAGUAGUGGUAAUCUGAAAUCCUUCUCUCAACCAGGUAUUUCAUGAGGCUUGGAAACACUGUUUAAGGAAGUGUUUUUUUAAAUCUACAAAUUCAGAGGCAAUGGGCAGGGUAAAUAUUGACUCAGACUACACUUCUUAACAGCUCAGACUAGGAUCAUGUUGAUACUGUGCUUGAUAAAGUAAUUUAAUACCCCAUGGUGAAAAUAAAACGGUUUGUUUGCAGUAAGGAACUAUUCAAAAUGGAAAAACCUUCACAAAAGCUAGGACUUGAAUUCCACUCCAACUUCACUGCUUAUCAUUUGUGAAGAGAACCUUUGGUCCAAUGUCAAAUAGAUCUUUCCCCAUUUUUUAAUUUUAGAAUUUUUGACAAAAGCCAUACUGUGUUUGUGCGCGCAUGUAUGUUUGUGUGCGCGUGUGUGUUUUGUAGUAAAUACUUAAGCCACUGGCCUUAUUUAUCCUUCAAGUGUUAAGUUAAUUGUGAUGUUGAAAAUUAUCUUGUCAACACCAAAGGAAUAAGUUGUCUAACUUGAAUUAUGGGAAUGAAUCUCCUUCUUACACCCUCAGAUUCUGAUUUCCAUUUUUGCCUUAGAGCAACAGAGAGGUUGAGUAUUUCCUGAAAACCAGAAAAGUCUGUGUUUUGUUGGCAGAACUCAGCUGGAGCUAGGGAGAGGAAGAUGGACUGAGGUUCCUGUCCCUGAUUGUUGUUCCAGCAACCCAUGCUGCAAGUAUGUGUCAGGCUUGGCUGUGAUGCCCUGUACAACUUUAGUCUGGAUUCAAUCAAUUGGGCUCAUGGAUGGAAAUAGUGAGGUGUUAGAGGGCAUCCAUAGAGCCAUAUCCCAGGAGAAGAGUUGAUGUUUUCAAAGUGAGGGGAGAAAAAUGCACCUGAGGUGCCUUAGAUUUCAGAAUAUUUGGCAACUUUAUCUUAUUCACAAUCACCGUUCAUUUCCUAGGUAUCAUAUUGAAUUCCAAUUGCAUAAAAAUGAUAUAAAUGAACGCCUAUUCUCAGCACCCCUCAAGAAUCUGUCAAUACUGUUGCUAAUGAAUUUAGCCUGAUAGCUUUGUGUGAAAGAAAACUCCACAAUUUUUAAUAUGUACUUGCAGGUGUUUAAUCCUAGCAAUGUGUAAAAUUUUAAAAUACAUUAUUUGAGAGCUUUUCAAGAGAAUCCUGUGAAUUCCCAUACUAUACAGAAUACAGGAAGUGUAGACUUGAAUGAUGAUACAUUUUGAAACCCUGGCGUGAUUUAAAUUUGUCUCAUAGUUAAUAUGCCAUGUUAAUGUGGAGCAUUGGUUACUUUUUCUGUCCAUUAAGAGUAAUCCUCAGGAUUAUGUGAAUCUUAGAUAAAUAUUGUGUUUGUGUUUAUUCAUGCUAAUUUAAGAUAAUCAGUUUGCUUUUGCUGCUAUUUUAUUUUGAGGAAAAGCAAGAGAACUCUGGUAGAGUAGGAAAUCAGUAUUUUAUGACCACAAGUUUGUGUUGUGUUCAUGGGAGGGCUUCACAUAGGUACAAAUGGAAGGGAAAAUAAAUCAUUUAUUUGCAUCCUAUUAACUGGCUAUGUAUGAUCAAUGUAAUUUUUUUCAUUCAUGAUUUAAGGGAGGUACCUUCAGAAAAGGAGGGAAUGUGCACAAACUUCUGUCCUUGAUGUCACAUGCAAACAGCACGGCAUUUUUGUGGCCUGAUUCACUCUGGUUUAUAUCAUUAAAUCGCUUAUUGGUCAUUUCUUCAUGUAUACAGUACCACUUUAGUUGAUAAUGGGAAUGUAUUUAUGGCAAUAAUUUAAACAUUGCUGGUGAGGUUAAUAGCAAUAUCUGUUACGUGGAUUAAAAGAAAUGGAGUUUA